This is a messenger RNA of Arctia plantaginis, 2739 nucleotides long. Lineage: Eukaryota; Metazoa; Arthropoda; Insecta; Lepidoptera; Erebidae. The record is from the annotation of a GenBank genome assembly.
AUGCUCAAGAUGGCCGACGCCUGUGUAGACAGUUCCAAACAAACCCGGUUCCAUGAAAUGCACGUACAAAGGUACAACAAUGUUAGCAUUCUGUACGCUGACAUCGUAAACUUUACACCGCUGUCUGAACGGCUCAGCGCAUCAGAUCUAGUAAAAACACUCAACGAAUUGUUUGGAAGAUUCGAUCAAAUUGCUCAGGAGAACCAAUGCAUGAGGAUCAAGAUACUCGGGGACUGUUACUACUGCGUGUCAGGGUUGCCAGUGUCGAGGCCCAACCAUGCGUAUAACUGCGUCAAUAUGGGCUUGCAGAUGAUUGACGCUAUACGGUUCGUCCGUGAAGCCACGGGUUUCAAUGUGGAUAUGCGUAUCGGAAUUCACACAGGAAAUGUUCUAUGUGGCGUACUUGGUCUACGCAAAUGGCAGUUCGACGUUUGGAGCGAUGACGUCACACUGGCUAACCAUAUGGAAUCUGGUGGAAUCGCUGGUCGAGUUCACAUUACAAAAGCCACGUUACUCCAACUGGGCGGAAGAUUUGAAGUGGAGCCGGGAGAUGGAGCUUCUAGGGAAGGUUAUCUAGCGGACCACAAGGUCGAAACUUACCUCAUCAUACCACCAAAGAAACCUUCCGAAAACGGUCGUCUUUCCGUGUGUACAGUAGACAGGAAGGCCUCUGUUGUAUCCUCGCUGUACCAGGACAUCUCUCCAACAAAAACAAGGGGCAACAUAAGUCCAGCACCCUCACAGCACAGCUUCAACGAGGCAGACUCUUUCCCAAACAGGGUCUUGAGAACUGAGUCAAUGAGAACUACCACCGGAGAUCUGAGCAGACGGGCUUCCAUGCGAGACGGACCUAAACAAGUAGCAUUUGACAGCACACAAGCCACUAGUCCUGGAGAAGGGCUCGGAAACGGCACUGUCAUCCCUGUCAAGCCCAAGAGUCGUAGUGGGUCUAUCAUUGGAGCCAUCAGCCCUAUUAUGGGAACAGCUACUCCUGGAGUACCAACGCGGUCUCGUCCCUCCAGUAAGAUGACAAAGUACGUGGAGUGUUGGGGCGCAGACAAACCAUUUGCCAACAUCACUGAUUCAACUCUUGCCAAGAAUAUAGGAAUUUCGAGUUUAGCAAUGAUUGAAGAGAAUCUCCUGCCACAACGGACAACUUGCUGUGAUUGCAGCACAAACUCAGAGGGAAUGAACCGCGUCACGCUGUGGUUCAAGAGAAGUACCCAGGAGCGGCAGUACCGCAAUCAGUCCGACGGGCAGUUUAAGUACAACGUCGCCUGCGCAGCUCUCCUCUUCGCUUUGAUUGCAUUCAUUCAACUGCUCACUGUCCCCAAGAGUAUCGUACUGUAUGCCUCUUUUGGGCCCACGUUCUUUACCCUCCUGGUCUUCGUGUACUUGUCUUGGUACGAUGGUACCACGCUGGCGAGAGAGUUACAUCCGAUAUCUGAUGUUCCAACACUCACUGAUGACUUGUAUGCUGAUAAUUGUACGAAACCUGGUCAGGUGGUAUCAAGUAACCAGUUCAUAAGACUGACGAUGUUUUUGGUAUCGGUGAUACUGAUAGGUUCGUGUGCAGUUAUUAACUUGUUCCAGACAUACACCGGCUCCGUAGAGUUUAACAAUACCACAAGUUUAAUAGACCUGGAGAAUAAUUAUAGUGUAGACGUUACCAGCCAGUACUUCGUGGACGUUGAUAUUGUUCCUAGUUACCUGUACAGUUCAGUACUGACGCUAGCUUCUAUCUCGGUGUUCCUGCGAGUGGGCUUCGUGCUCAAAUUAGUUCUGAUGAUCGUGACGUUGGUGACCCACAUCUCGCUAUUCGCUUCAGCUCAACUCUUCUCUGAAUACCAGAAGAAGGAAAUUGAUGAUGAGUUCACUAUGCUCCCCUACGCCGCGAAGGCAGGCCUGAUCCUGGUAUUCCUUGCAGCUCUACUGCACAUCCUGGACAGACAGAUAGAGUUCACUUCUCGGACUGACUUUUUGUGGAAGGAUAAACUUAAAUUUGAACAAGAGGAGGUGGAAACUAUGAGAGGCAUCAAUAAGAUUCUUCUGGAAAAUAUUCUUCCAGCUCACGUGGCCCAACAUUUCUUGACUUUUGUUGCAUCCGAGGCCGAGCUUUACCACGAACGAUACUCGACUAUAGCGGUAAUGUUCGCAUCUAUUCCUAACUACAAAGAGUUUUAUGAUGAAACUGACGUCAACAAACAAGGCCUCGAAUGUCUGCGGUUGCUGAACGAAAUAAUUUGUGAUUUCGAUAAGUUGCUCCUGAAGCCUAAGUUUAGCUGUAUAGAGAAGAUAAAGACAAUAGGAAGCACUUACAUGAUUGCGUCUGGAUUGAGGCCAGGAAAAGAAGAACAAAAUGACACGGCCACUAAAGAGGAACACUCAGUGGCAAUAUUAGUGGAGUUUGCUAUUGCACUUAUGGCGAUGUUGGAUCAAAUCAACAGGGAAUCUUUCCAGAGAUUUAAACUUAGGAUAGGACUGAGCCACGGCCCAGUCAUAGCAGGUGUAGUAGGUGCACAGAAACCACAAUAUGACAUAUGGGGCAACACAGUCAAUGUGGCUUCAAGGAUGGACUCCACCGGGGUCAUGGGCAAAAUACAAGUCACUGAAGAUACAGCUAAAGUAUUAAUGAGCGCUGGAUAUACUUGCGAAUGCCGAGGUCCAACUUUCGUCAAAGGAAAGGGCACACUCGUAACAUAUUUUGUGAAAACACCCGCUGUGGGGGGAGGAAUGUGA